Messenger RNA from Symsagittifera roscoffensis, 2459 nucleotides. RefSeq lists its product as uncharacterized. Bases 138 to 2159 code for a protein of 673 amino acids. Lineage: Eukaryota; Metazoa; Xenacoelomorpha; Acoela; Convolutidae. The record is from RefSeq and is a predicted model, not a curated record. The transcript is spliced from 18 exons.
AUUACUUGCAAGCACAACUGAACGAAACUAAAUUGUUCAUUUAUUUUUUAUUCUGCUUGGUUGUUGACAAAUAAACAAGUUGAAAGCGGUAUUAUUACCAGUUUGCAAGUUUCCGCGUAGUGACAUCUGCUUUCCAAAUGUCAGGCUCAAAAAUAGUUCUCCAUGCUUCAGAGGCUUGCAGUGACUCAUCUCCUCGUGGCAAGGGACUGGGGGGAGGUAGCAGGAAUGUGACCUUGAGAGUGGACGAGUACGACAUGAGCAAGAUGGAACAGAAACUCAAACUGGAAAUAGCCGAAAUAGAUAGAAGACUAGAAAAAUGCAACUUCCCCCACGGAAUGAACAACUCGACCAAAGCGAAGCCCAGAAGGUCAACUCUGUCUAAUGAUCCCCGGGAACUGCGACAGUUCCAGAGCAGGACCAAAGUAGAGGACGAGCCAGUGAUGUUUAAGAAGGACCGGCCACAGCCCAAACCCAAGACUAGGUUCCUCUCUAAGGACAUGAAAGAAUUGAAUGAGAUUGAGAAGUACAGUGGGAAAAACAGGAAUCUUCUGGGAGUGGUCCCGAUUACAGCGCCAGUUGAGAGCAAAAGUAGUCCCAGGCCAAAGACCAGCACACUGACCAAUGACAUAGGCGAACGGAAGAACAGGGAAGUGCGUGAGAGGUCAAGGUCACGGUGCAAAUCAACUGGCGGUUCGCCAGUUGGGUCCAUUGAUACUCUUGCAGACGAUGUGUUCGAUUCGACCCAGUCGGGUGGCGGCAACAACCCAAUCACAGGAGAGGGGAGUAAUCACCCCCGCCAGUCCCGCUCCUCUUCCGCCGCCAGAAGGAGACACUUCAGCAACAAUCCAGUGGAGAUGCGCCAGAUUGAACAGCACUCGAAUGCAUCCAACGGGAACAAUGAUCAAAUGAAUGGUUCUUCUACAUCUCCCCGUCAGCUGGAGCCAUUCUACCUUAGAUCUCGUGCAGCUACCCCCAGGGGUAAACGGAACACUCUCACUCACAACUUCAACGAACUGAGAAACGCCCAGAAAAAAGAAGGCGGCAAGAAUGUGACUGACGAUGAGUUCUCACUUGGGUUCAGUCGAGAUAAGCCGAAAGCUACUGCACUUCGAACAGCUAUGAUAUCUAAAGGGAACAAAAGCUCAAAUGGAACAGCAGAUGAUUCUGGGGGGUCUGGUGAGAACAUGUGCAUCCUGCCGUCCAAGUCCUGUCCAGGCACCCCCUCGGCCAAGAGGAAAGUGACUCUGAGCAAGAAUCCAGGGGAGAUGCAGAAGAUACAGACCAAGUAUGAUCUGGAACAGUGGGCCGGCGGACAUUCAGUCGUGCUAUCCAAUCGCGUCAGCAAUGGACAAAAGGCGAACACCAGGCCUCUUGGAUUUUCGAAUGAAAAUGAUCUGAGAAGAACUCAACGCAAAUCAGGCGAAAGUGACAGUUUGUCGCAGAUCUUUGGCCUCCCACAAAGGCAGACACCAGCUAUUAAUGGAAACCAUAAAGGAGAGAUCAAUGCUUCGGAAGGGGGACUCCAGUUCGGUGGGAGUGGAGGUGGAGCCCCCAUUAGGGACAAGGAGAGUGGUAUGAUACUGACUGGUGUAGGGGGUCGCUUCCAGAAGGACUACUUUAAAAUAAACGAUGAGGCAGCUUUGAAACAAAAAGUUCAAAAACAGCAGCAAGAUCGCGAGGACAUGAAAAAAAUGAUAGAGGACAACAGUAGCAGACGCAAGUCGGAACGGUCGGAGGAAGACAAAGUACCCUCGGAAGAUCUGGUGGACAAGAUCAGAAAGCUAGACGAUUCCAGGAACAGGUCAAGGUCAAGAAACACUUCAGAUGUCACACGUGUGAAGAUGGAUAUCCGAUACCCAAGUGACACCUCCGCCAAGGACUAUCACGAGAAUCUAAGGAGACAACUAGAAGAGCACGACACACAGAUACAAAAUCACUACAAGCAGUUCAAUCAAACUGAUCAAAUACCAGUUUCUGCCAACGGGCACACUGAGACGACGGUGGAUUUGAUGGAGAAAAGGCGAGAUAGAUCGAGGAGCACAAGGAGGCUCAAAAUGGGUUCCCCUAUGGGACAGCCAGCACAGAAUGAAAGAUCCAUUUCUUCUCAGUACGAUAAAAAUACUCACAAAUUAUCGACUCCAUUCGCUGUUGAAGACUGAAACCAAAACAAACUUAUCAUCACGCACAAAUCAUCUUGAAAACUGUCAUUUUCUAUGUAUAAAUCAUGGUUUAAGAUCAAAUAACAUUCUUCCUGAAAAACUUUCAAGCUUACAAAAUACUUUUACUACAAGAAGUGUGCUGAGAAUAGUCAAUGUUUCAAAACUGUGCAAGAAAUGGUAAAAUGCAAAAUCGUUAUGGCAACAUCGAAGUUUCACGCUUGAUACUACAAAACGCCUUUAAAAACUUACUUUCACAAUAUGACUUCCACAAUAUGGUCACCUUAUAGCGUCUCGAUUUGA